GUUUUCUUCAACAAAUAAUACAUCUAACAAAUUCUUCUUGCCUUCAGCUUAAUAUUGAGAAUGUCAGCAAUGAGGAGUUCCAGCAAACUUUUGUUGUUUCUCUAUUUAUCACUUUGGCUUUUUACGUGUUCUCAAGCUGCAACUAGUUGGUGCGUGUUGAAAAAAAAUCCACCUGUUAGUAACGAGAAGGUGCAAGCAUUCAUUGAUUUCGCAUGUGGAGAGAUUGAUUGUAGCCCGAUCCGACCCGGCGGCACCUGCUAUGAGCCUAACACAUAUGACGUUCAUGGUACAUAUGCUCUGGAUGCCAUUUACAGAGUUAAUGGUGACUGCAAUGAAAUCGGCUUCAUAACUACUGUAGAUCCAUCUUUUGGUACUUGCCGUAUCCCGUGAGUAAAGUAUUGUGAAAGGGCGCAUACAUCGAUGCGGAGGUCUCUUGCCCAAUUGGGUUUACGCUUUUACAAUAAUAACAGUAAUAAUGGUGUAUGGGAUGUAAAAAUUUUGUUUUAACAAAAUCCCAAAGUAUAUGAUCAUUUGAUAUUGGACGUGUAUGACUUUGAGUAAUGAAGC
This is a messenger RNA of Oldenlandia corymbosa var. corymbosa, 567 nucleotides long. The record is from the annotation of a GenBank genome assembly. NCBI's taxonomy places the organism in Eukaryota, Viridiplantae, Streptophyta, Magnoliopsida, Gentianales, Rubiaceae.